AUGGUCCACUGCUUAAACCGCCAUUUGUCGCAAAGGCCUGUUCUUUAUCUGAUAUUAAUAUUUGUUUCGGGUUCAGUUUGUGUAAAAAUUCGCUACUCAAUUCCGGAAGAAUUGGAUGCUGGUACCGUUGUUGGGAAUAUUGCCACGGAUCUGAGAUUAGAUGCGAAGCAGAUGUUGGGGCGCAGAUUUCGAGUUGUAUCUGAAGGCAAAAAGCAAUAUCUCGACGUGAAUUUAAACACUGGAGCUCUCAUUAUAGAAGAAAAAAUGGACAAAGAGCAGCUUUGCGAGGACGGCCUCUCAUGCGUGCUGGUGUUUGAAGCUGUGAUUGAGAACCCGUUAAAGCUAUAUCAUUUAGAAAUAGAGAUUCUCGACAUAAAUGACAACGCGCCCGCUUUUAAGGCAAGCGAGUUAAACAUUGAAAUCCCAGAAUUGCAACCAGCAGGAACGAGCUUCCCGCUCCAGAGCGCUAUUGACCCGGACGCUGGAACCAACAGUGUUCGUUUCUAUCAACUGAGUUCAAGCGAAUAUUUCACUUUGAAAACACAUUCCGAGAACGAAAAGACUGAAAUCCCAGAACUCGUGCUGGAACGACCCCUAGACCGAGAACAACAAGCCGUGCAUCAGUUAACACUGACGGCGUUUGAUGGAGGAAGCCCAGAGAAAUCUGGAACCACCCAGAUUAAAAUUAAUGUGCUCGACGUGAACGACAAUGCCCCUUCUUGCGAACAGAACAUUUAUCAAACCACUACUGCCGAAAACAUACCCAAAAACACUUUGAUUGUGAAGGUAACUGCAAUUGAUUUGGACGAGGGUCUAAACGGUGAGAUAAUCUAUGCUUUUAGCGAGCAGACGCCUGAUAAAGUACGUGAAGUAUUUAGCUUAGAUUCAACAACCGGAGAAAUCAGAGUAACUGGAAUUUUGGAUUUUGAAGAAGCAGAAAAUUAUCAGAUUUCGGUACAAGCUAAGGACCGAGGUGCACGUUCAUUGUCAGUAUACUGCAAAGUUUUGAUAAAGGUUACUGAUGUUAAUGAUAACUGCCCUGAAAUAGUAAUCACGACUACAUCCAGCUCUAUUCCAGAGGAUGCUGCAGUGGACACAGCAGCAGCUCUUUUCCGAGUUACAGAUCGGGAUUCUGAUAAAAAGGCAAAUAUCUAUUGCCGAAUCACCAGAGACAUCCCAUUUAGGCUUAAUAGCUCUUUUAAUAACUAUUACACGUUAGUUACAAGUGGCCACUUAGACCGUGAAAAAGUGCCAGAGUACAACAUUACCUUUGUAUGUACGGAUACUGGCUCCCCUCCGCUCUCGGCAAACAAAACCAUUCGAAUUCAAGUCUCAGAUAUAAAUGACAAUCCGCCGCUUUUUACACAGCCUUCCUUCACCAUGUAUGUAUCAGAAAAUAAUGUUAUCGGUGCUUCAAUUGGUUCUGUGUCAGCCUUUGAUCCGGAUUUCAAACAAAAUGCCGAAUUGUCGUAUUCUAUUUUGGAUAGCCUCAUACACGGCUUCCCUGCAUCCACUUUGAUUUCAAUAAACGCAGCCAGUGGCGUGAUGCUUGCACAACGCUCGUUUGAUUUUGAGCAACUAAAAAAAAUUCAGGCCCAUGUGCAAGUGAAGGAUUUUGGAUCCCCUCCUCUGAGCAGUAACGUAACAGUGAAUGUAAUCAUCGUGGACCAGAAUGACAACGCCCCUGUUAUCGUGUCACCUCUGCCAGUCAAAGGGUCUUCAGCAGAGGACACAAUGCCAAGAUCUGCAGAGCCAGGUUACUUGGUUGCAAAAGUGACAUCCACUGAUGCCGAUACUGGAUUGAACGCUCAAAUGUUUUACCAACUGCGUCAGCCGACUGAUGAAAGUUUGUUUACUGUGGCUUCAGAAACUGGAGAAAUUUGGACGAUUCGUCGCUUUGGGCAUAAAGAUUCACUCAGGCAAAAAAUCAUAAUUUUGGUGAAAGAUAAUGGAACCCCGUCCCUUUCAUCAACUGUCACCAUCAAUGUAUCAGUACAGGAUGAUAUCACAGAAAAUACAUCUAAUAUCGGUACCUUGGGUAACGCUGGGCCAUGGAAAUACGAUUUAAAAUUCUAUUUAAUGUUGGUUUUUGGCUCAAUCUCGAUCCUGCUGCUUGUGGCGAUUGUAAUCCUCGCUAUUAAUGUGCUCAGAGGUAGAAAUGGAAGUAGCAGCUACUCUUGCUGCUGGCAGCCGCCUUACCUUUCGAGGAAAUCUUCUCAUCAUGGAAUCCAAAAGGCUAGUGCAAGUCUUCAAAUUCCAUCCAAUUACACAGAGGUGUAUGAAAGCGGGACAGGCCAGCAAACAUUUGACUAUGGCGCACGUCAAGGUUGUGCCUUGACCGAUUUCACCUUCCUACAGUUACAAGGUUUGGCCGGCCCCAAGUUUGAUAUCAAGAACGGCGCAUGUCACCCCUCAGAAUAUAGAAAGGCAUCAAACUCUACGAACAAGGAUACAGCUAAAUUUCAGGAGGUGCUAACCUCAUAUUCGCAGUUCAUCGGAGAUUCUGGUAGUUAUAUCCGCAGUACUUUCACAAGAAUGGUCCACUGGUUAAACCGCUAUUUGUUGCAAUGGCUUGUUCUUUAUCUGAUACUAAUAUUUGUUUCGGGUUCAGUUUGUGCAAAGAUUCGCUACUCAAUUCCGGAAGAAUUGGAGGUUGGUGCCAUUGUUGGGAAUAUUGCCACGGAUCUGGUGUUAGAUGUGAAGCAGCUGUUGGGGCGCAGAUUUCGAGUUGUAUCCGGAGACAAAAAGCAAUAUCUAGGCGUGAAUUUGAACACUGGAGCUCUCAUUAUUAAAGAAAAAAUGGACAGAGAGCAGCUUUGCGAGAACGGCCUCUCAUGCGUGCUGGUGUUAGAGGCUGUGAUUGAAAACCCGUUAAAGCUAUAUCGUGUAGAAAUAGAGAUUCUCGACAUAAAUGACAACGCGCCCGUGUUCAGGACAAGCGAGUUAAACAUUGAAAUCCCAGAAUCGCAACCAGCAGGAACUAGCUUCCCGCUCCAGAGCGCUAUUGACCCGGACGCUGGAACUAACCGUGUUCGCUCCUACCAACUGAGUUCAAGUGAUUAUUUCACUUUAAAAAUACAAUCCGAGAGCGAACAGUCUGAUGCCCCAGAACUCGUACUGGAACGACCCCUAGACCGAGAGAAACAAGCAACUCAUCAGCUAACACUGACAGCGCUUGAUGGAGGAUCCCCAGUGAAAUCUGGAACCACCCAGAUUAAAAUUAAUGUGCUCGACGCGAAUGACAAUGCCCCUUCUUGCGAACAGAACAUCUAUCAAACCACUGCUGCCGAAAAUAUAGCCAAGAAUACUAUCAUUGUGAAAGUAUCUGCGAUUGAUUUGGACGAGGGUCUAAACGGUGAGAUAAUCUAUGCUUUUAGUGAUCAGACGCCUGAUAAAGUACGUGAGGUAUUUAGCUUGGAUUCAACUACCGGAGAAAUCAGAGUAACUGGAAACUUGGACUUUGAAGAAGCAGACAAUUAUCAGAUUUCGGUACGAGCUAAGGACCGAGGUGCACGUUCAUUGUCAGUAUACUGCAAAGUUUUGAUAAAGGUUACUGAUGUUAAUGAUAACUGCCCUGAAAUAGUGAUCACGACUACAUCCAGCUCUAUUCCAGAGGAUGCUGCCGAGGAUACAGCAGUAGCUCUUUUCCGAGUUACAGAUCGAGAUUCUGAUAAAAAGGCAAAUAUUUAUUGCCGAAUCACUAGAGACUUCCCAUUUAGGCUUAAUAGCUCUUUUAAUAACUAUUACACGUUAGUUACAAGUGGCCACUUAGACCGUGAAAAAGUGCCAGAGUACAACAUUACCUUUGUAUGUACGGAUACUGGCUCCCCUCCACUCUCGGCCAACAAAACCAUUCGAAUUCAAGUCUCAGAUAUAAAUGACAAUCCGCCGCGUUUUACGCAGCCUUCCUUCACCAUGUAUUUAUCAGAAAAUAAUGUUAUCGGUGCUUCAAUUGGUUCUGUGUCAGCCUUUGAUCCGGAUUUCAAACAAAAUGCCGAAUUGUCGUAUUCUAUUUUGGAUAGCCUCAUACACGGCUUCCCUGCAUCCACUUUGGUUUCAAUAAACGCAGCCAGUGGCGUGAUGUUUGCACAACGCUCGUUUGAUUUUGAGCAACUAAAAAAAAUUCAGGCCCAUGUGCAAGUAAAAGAUUUUGGAUCCCCUCCUCUGAGCAGUAACGUAACAGUGAAUGUAAUCAUCGUGGACCAGAAUGACAACGCCCCUGUUAUUGUGUCACCUCUGCCAGUCAAAGGGUCUUCAGCAGAGGACACAAUGCCAAGAUCUGCAGAGCCAGGUUACUUGGUUGCAAAAGUGACAGCCACUGAUGCCGAUUCUGGUCUGAACGCUCAAAUUUUUUACCAACUGCGUCAGCCGACUGAUGAAAGUUUGUUUACUGUGGCUUCAGAAACUGGAGAAAUUUGGACGAUUCGUCGCUUUGGGCAUAAAGAUUCACUCAGGCAGAAAAUCGUAAUUUUGGUGAAAGAUACUGGAACCCCGUCCCUUUCAUCAACAGUCACCAUCAAUGUAUCAGUACAGGAUGAUGAUAUCACAGAAAAUGCAUCUAAUAUCGGCACAUUGGAUAACGCUGGGCCAUGGAAAUACGAUUUAAAAUUCUAUUUAAUGUUGGUUUUUGGCUCAACCUCGAUCCUGCUGCUUGUGGCGAUUGUAAUCCUCGCUAAUAAGGUGCGCAGAGGUAGAAAUGGAAUUAACAGCUACUCUUGCUGUUGGCACCCGCCGUACUUUUCGAGGAAAAAUUCUCUCCAUGGAAUCCAAAAGGCUAGUGCGAGCCUUCAAAUUCCACCCAAUUACACAGAGGUGUAUGAAAGCGGGACAGGCCAGCAAACAUUUGACUAUGGCGCACGUCAAGGUUGUGCCUUGAACGAUUUUACCUUCCUACAGUUACAAGGUGUGGCCGCGCCCAAGAUUGAUAUCAAGAACGGCAGAUGUCACCCCUCAGAAUAUAGAAAGGCAUCAAACUCCCUGAACAAGGAUACAGCUAAAUUUCAGGAGAGAAUGAACUCCUUGCUAUAUAGCAGAGGGCUGCAAUGGCCUGUUUAUUACGUGAUACUCGUAUGCGUUUCAUAUUCCGUUUGUGAGAAUAUUCACUACACAAUCCCUGAAGAGCUGGAGCUUGGUGACUUCGUUGGUAAUAUCGCUUCGGACCUGGGAUUGGAUACUAAACAGCUUGUGGCCCGGGGAUUUCGAAUUGCAUCUGAAAACAAAAUACAAUAUGUAGACGUGGAUUUAAAGACUGGAAUUUUGUUCAUAAAAGAAACAAUAGACAGAGAAGAGCUUUGUGAACAAAGCUUCGCAUGUGUAUUGAUGUUGGAGGCUGUGCUUGAAAACCCGCUUCAGCUAUAUCGUGUACAAAUUGAGAUUCUCGACGUAAAUGACAACGCGCCCGUGUUCCAGAGAAAAGAGGUUAACAUAGAAAUCUCAGAACUGAUGCCGGCUGGGACGACUUUCCCACUGCAGAGCGCGAUUGACCCGGACGUUGGGCCCAAUAAGGUUCGCUCCUACCAACUCAGCCCAAACGAGUAUUUCAUUUUGAAAUCACAGUCAGAUAGCGAAAUAACUGGCAUCCCAGAGCUGGUGCUGGAGCGGCCCCUCGACCGAGAGCAACAACCGACACAUAGGUUAACACUCACAGCAUUUGAUGGAGGGAUUCCACAGAAAUUCGGCACCACGCAGAUUAACAUUACUGUGCUUGAUGCGAACGACAAUGCCCCAGUUUGUGAACGAAACGUCUAUCACGUCACCACUGCCGAAAACGUGCGCAAAAAUACUUUGAUUGUGAAGGUAACUGCGGUGGAUAUGGACGAAGGCUUAAAUGGUGAGGUAAUCUAUUCUUUCAGCGAUCACACACCUGAUAGAGUUAGGGAAAUAUUUAGCUUAGAUUCGCUAAACGGAGAAAUUAGAGUAACCGGUAUCGUGGACUUUGAAGAAGCAGAUAAUUAUCAGAUUUUGAUACAAGCUAAGGACAGAGGUAAACACCAAGUACCUGCAUACUGUAAAGUUCUGAUAAAGGUUACUGAUGUCAAUGAUAAUUAUCCUCAAAUAAUAACAACAUCUACAUCGAACGGUGUCCAAGAAAACGCGCCUCCGAACACUGCAGUAGCUCUUUUCCGAGUUACAGACAGAGAUUCUGAAAACAGAGAGAAGGUUCAUUGCCGAAUCGCUAGAGAUAUACCUUUUAUGCUGAAUAUUUCUUUUAAUAACUACUAUACAUUAGUUACUCAUGGUGAGAUAGACCGUGAAAAUUUGCCAGAGUACAAUAUCACAAUUAUAUGUACAGAUACUGGUUCCCCUCCCCUGUCGACUACGAAAAUCAUCCGAGUUCAAGUCUCAGACAUCAACGACAAUCAGCCACGUUUCACGCAGCCUUCGUACACCAUGUAUGUCACCGAAAAUAAUGUAAUUGGUUCUUCUAUUGGCUCUGUAUCAGCCUUUGAUCCAGAUUCAAAUGAAAAUGCCGAAUUGUCGUAUUCCAUUGUGGACAGUCUGAUAAACGGUUUACCGGCAUCUUCACUUGUCUCAAUAAACGCAGCCGAUGGUGUGAUAUUUGCACAGCGCUCAUUUGAUUUUGAACAAGUGAGGACGUUGGAAGUCCAUGUCAAAGUAAAGGAUGCUGGAUCGCCACCGCUCAGCAGUAAUGUACUUGUGAAUGUGAUCAUCGUAGAUCAGAAUGACAAUGUUCCUGUGAUCGCGUCACCUUUGCCAAGGGAAGGUUCCAUAGUAGAGGAAACAAUACCAAGAUCCGCCGAUUCGGGUUACUUGGUUGCAAAACUGACAGCCACUGAUGCCGAUUCUGGACUGAACGGACAACUUUCCUACCAACUCCGUCAGCCCACUGAAGACAGCCUGUUUACCGUGGCUCCAGAAACUGGAGAAAUAUGGACUAUUCGCCGCUUUGGGCUGAAAGAUUCAUUCAGGCAAAGAAUAAUGAUUUUGGUGAGGGACAAUGGAACGCCGUCCCUUUCAGUUACAGUCACGAUCAAUGUAUCAGUGCAGGACGAUACUACAGAAAACGCAUCUAAUAUCGGCACGUUGGGGAACUCUGAACCAUGGCAAUCUGAUUUAAAACUUUAUUUGAUUAUUUGUUUUGGUAUAACCUCAUUCCUUUUACUUGUGGCUAUUGUAAUCCUUAGUCUUAAGGUGUAUAAAGGUAGAAACGAAGCUAUCAGUUACUGUUGCUGUUGGAAGGAUUCGCUCCUUGGAAUUCAAAGUGCAAGCGUAAACCUUCAAAUGCCACCCAAAUAUACAGAGGGGUAUGACCGCGAAACUCUCCCACAACCAUUUCGGUAUGACGUGUGUCAAGAUUCAACCACGAACGAUUUCAUGUUUCUACAGUUACAUGGAGUGACAGCGCCCAUGUUUGACAUCAAGAGUGGCUCAUGUGUCGCUGCUGAGCACGAAAAAGCAUCAAAUGUUACAAACAGUAAAAACACUGAAUUUCACCAGAUAUACGGGAACCGACAGCGGGAUUUGGAGCAAUCCUCCAUUGAAAGAUGCCCUUCAGGACAAUAUGGGAUAGGGUUGUUCACUUCGGAUAAAAGCGAAGUGGGGCCUGACCCAAGAAGGAUCGUAGAAAUACAUUCUCGCGCCUUAUAGGAGCUAUGAAUGGAUUCAGAACGGCUCAAAGUAAUAUCUUUUUGUGAAUGCAGCGAGCAGGUUUAUAAAAGAUUCCAUUUGUUAUGCUUUGCCUAAGUUAUCUGAAUAAUAUUAUGCAACUUUCCAUCUUGUGGUGUAACACGACACAUCAAAUCUGUACAGUCCAAUUGCAUGUUUCCCAAAUGAGCCAUGGUGGUGUGUGUCAGAAUAACUUUAGCCUGCAUACAGACAUGAACCAGGGGAAUUUCUCGUUAUAAAGCUCUUCAGGUACAUAACCUUCUCCACAAUGUUCUGUGGUGUUGCGCAGAAAGGGUCUCAUCUGUCUAAUGCAACUGAUAUUCCUAGUAUUCUGAAAAGACAAGCCUUACAUGUGACGCACUUCCUGACCGAAUUAUUGCUAAUCCACAAUAACUACUUUUUUUAAAGUUCCAUAAUAGAAGAUUCUGCAUUGGUCAUAUUGGAAUAGAACCCCAACUUCCAGUCGAUUCUUCAUCGUCUACACGGAGGAAUAGUUCUUGUUGAAUGGAACAGAACUGAAUUAAGACGAUGGCUAAAUCGUGAACAAACGUGAUAAUAGGCUAAAUAUAUUUCACACCCAACUAGGGUAUGGAGACAGCUAUAGACGCCGUUUUGGAAGAAAUUUACAGAUGCAAGCGAAGGGCAACAGUGAACUAUCGGAAGAGGAUUUUAGUACUGUGUUAGAGACUUCAAAAGCUACCAUUGACUUGUUUGUGAAUUGAAGUUUGAUUUUUAAGCUCCCGUUUCAAGCUUUUAAUCGGUUGUUGUUAUGUCCGAUCACCUUUCUAUGUUACUUUGCUCGAUAUCAUCGUCUGUCAGGAGCCGCCCGCAGAGGGAAGUAGCAUUAUCGGUGUUUUGGAAAGUACAUGUCGGUGUUAGUGAAUCCAAUUUACCUAAUAAAUAAAAAGUUUAGUUCAGA
This is a messenger RNA of Carcharodon carcharias (great white shark), 8545 nucleotides long. RefSeq names its product cadherin-23-like. Gene Ontology annotation, molecular function: calcium ion binding. Bases 1 to 7608 code for a protein of 2535 amino acids. NCBI's taxonomy places the organism in Eukaryota, Metazoa, Chordata, Chondrichthyes, Lamniformes, Lamnidae. Gene Ontology annotation, cellular component: plasma membrane. The record is from RefSeq and is a predicted model, not a curated record. The transcript is spliced from 5 exons. Gene Ontology annotation, biological process: homophilic cell-cell adhesion.